This is a messenger RNA of Megalobrama amblycephala (Wuchang bream), 4598 nucleotides long. RefSeq lists its product as uncharacterized. Lineage: Eukaryota; Metazoa; Chordata; Actinopteri; Cypriniformes; Xenocyprididae. The transcript has 2 exons. Bases 1611 to 2951 code for a protein of 446 amino acids. The record is from RefSeq and is a predicted model, not a curated record.
AGUAUUUUAUCCAUCCUAUAGAAAACAAUUGUGGAAUAUUUUAUCCAUCCUAUAGAAAUCAAUUGUAGAAUUUGUUCGCCUACUAUAAAAGCUAGAAGUGUUUUGAGGCCACUUGGCCUUUGUAACUGUAAGGGUCAAACAAGUUUCUGAGCGUAUUUUGUUGGUAAUUUUCCACCAGACAACAGGUGGCUGUGAAAUGAACAAGACCAUUAUUAUGGGUGUCACGUGAAGGCUUCUUGUCUCUGGGGAGUGUUGACUGGUUUGAUACAAUGUUUCAUUUGGCCAAUGGGAAAAGGAUUGACCAUCAAAUUGGCAGAAGGCCCAUGAGAAAUGAAGUCAAAAGAUGUACAGUAGCUGGAAGCUGGUCACCCUUACUAAGAAAAUUCUCUUACAUAAGCAACACCUGCAAUUAUAUUAGUGAUGUGUCUAUGGCAGAAAGGUCGGGGAGUACAUGGAAAGGAGGUGUGAGGGGAGAGCACGUGUAAGUGAGAAUAUGGGAAAAUGUAAGAGCGAAUAUUACCAGCCAAUGAUAUUAAUUUGGUGUGUUUUAAGAGAUAAGAAAAAGCCAAUGGUAUUAAUUUGGUGUGUUUUAAGAGAUAAGAAAAAUGUAUAAAACUGUGCCCCAGCUAAGGGAGCCUGAGAUGCGGAGCUGGCAUCUCACUUUGUUGCUUGACAAUAAAGUUAAAUACUUCUGAGACCUGGAACUUUGACUUUGUGAGUUUUUCUGAGACCUGAAAACUUAGACUCUGCGAGUUUUUCUUCGAGACCAGAUCUGAAGGGACAAAGAAACAUCAAAUCUGCCACGACAUAAUUGGCGAGCCCUGAGCCAGGAGCCAGGAAGAGGUCGGGGUGGGACCACGGUGGGCGUGCUGGCUUGAGGCUCCACAAAACAAAAGCGCGCUAUAUAAAUAAGGAGGAGUCACUGCAACUGGUCGGAGGGUUGAGGAAAAUGAGCUCUGGAGUUUUGAAUUGAUCUGCUUGGGGGAGGACAUAAUUUGGAAACGCAAUAACUACAAUUGGCUGGAACUGGAAGGUGUGACGACGAAGUCAUUGACUGAGGUACAAAUAAGAGCAAUUUUAAAAUAUAUAAAGAAAAGAAAGACCAUCAAAUUGCUGUUCUAAGUCCUCAACCCAGUAAAAAUUCCGGAGGAAGCCAGGGGUCGGAUGCUUUUAGUGGUCCUCGUCUGGCCAAUCCGGUGAAGAAUUAAAGAUUUGAAAGAAUUAAAAAUAAAUAAAUAAAUAAAUAAAUAAUAUUGACUGGGGUUAAAGAGGUUUAAGAUUUGGCUUAUGACAAUGGCUUCAGCGUCAACAGAAAAAGACACACCUGUAGAGUGCAUAAUAUCAGAAUACCCCAUAUGUAGAGACACAAUUAGAGAGUUAUCUAAAAAAUGGGAAAAAAGGACCAUAAAAUUAAAUACAAAGUGGCCUGCAGAGGGAACAUUUGACGUAGCCAUGUGUAGAGAGAUGGAAGCAUUAAUAAAAAAAUCACAAGGCUAAUGAUAAGACAAAGAAUAGAGAAGAGAAGAGAGAACGGGAACAUGAAGUGUUAAGACUAUUCAAGGAAUGGGGAAUAAAAAUAUUAAAGGAAAGACAAAUGAGGGAGGGAAAAAAUGGAAAAAAAUGUUUCAAAAUCAGAAAGGCCUCCUCCAUAUGCAUCACACUAUGAUUCUGCUAAUCAAUUACCAAUGGUUAAUGCAACACUUCAUGUGAGAGGGAAUGUGGAGUUUGAAAAUCAAAAACUUGAAGAAGAGGAAGGUGAAGGAGAGAGAGCAGUGGGAUUUCAUUGUGAAGAGGCUGAGGAGCACACAUCUGACAAACCAUUGAGAGUGAAAGGAGAAACGCCAGCCAUGCAAAAGCAAGCGGAACCUCUAAGAAGCAAAGAAGGUAAGAAGAAAUCCACAGAUCCCACAAUGACGGAUCCAUACUACUAUGCAAAACAAGCAUUGAGAGAACUUGAGGAAAGGGGGAGAGGUGAAGAGGCUGCAGGUGAGCAACCACUGCAAGAUCAAGACAUAGCUGAUAGUUUGCUGUCAUUCCAUCAAGAUAUGAAGAUAACAGAAGAGCUACUUGCUAAAGAGGCUCAAGCUAUGAGAGAAAUUAUAGAAAAGGAAGAAUGGAAGAGUUGUCAAAGAUCAAGAGCACACUCAAGCAGCCCUGAUGGAGAGUACAAAAGAGUUUCAGGAACACUCCUCCUUGAAGGGGUUCCCCAAAGGGAACAGCGUUGGAGGAGGGGUGACAAUUUAAGAGAAAGACCUACAAGCGCCAUAUUCAUGCAAAGAGCAGAAGAAGACAUGCAAGAUAAAGACAAAAGACAGUGCCCCAUACUGAUCAGGGGACGCCAAGGACAGUAUGUCCCAUGGGCGAGACAGGAUCUGGAAGGACUUGUAGCCCGCCUCCCCGACAUACAUGAGGGGGCUGGAAAGUGGAUCAGACUGCUGGAAAAAGAGACAAUGGGAAAGAUACUAGCCAUCGGAGAUGUUAAGGCCUUGUUGGCAAGGUGUGUGGGAGGAGCCAAAACAAAUGAGAUUUUUGAGGCUGCAGGACUUCAACCUGCAAUUGGAAGGACAGAUAUGGAUGCCACUCCUCUUGACAUUUUCCGACCUCUGAUAUGGCAAACGCUAAGAAGAAGCUACACAACACAGAUGGAUCCAAAGCUACUGAAAGGGGAGCAAAUAGGGGAAGCAGAAAACCCAACCACCUACAUUCAAAGACAACUGAGAAGAUGGAAACAGGAAUUGGAGCGAGACCCAGAAAAAGACCCGGUGAUAACAACACUGUUCAGAACUGCCAUAGUAGAGGCCAUGCCCCCAGCUGUGAAAACAAGACUGGAAGAUGUAGUGGGGCUGAACUCCAAGUCACCAAAGGAGUUUUGUGAUCAUGUGGCUCAUGCAGUGGAACAGCAUAGGAAGAAUGAACAAAAGCUAAAAAAAUCAAGAAAGAGAGCUUCAUAGAAGACUAACUCAACUGCAAUUAAAGGAACUAACUACCAUGAAGAAGAAGGUUCAAGGAAUGCUGAAGGAAAACGAGGAUCAGUCUGUGGUAAUGGCUACUGUAAACGCAUCUGGCCUAACUACCCAGACUCCAAUGACACCUAUUCAAUCUAUGACACCAACGCAAAACACAACAAUACCAGCACAUGUGCACCAGAACAUGACUCCAGUAAGCGCGCAACAACAUGGUGCACCAAUUGUGAUCUAUCUGCCCGAGCAGCCAAGUAAUAGAAAAAUGAACGAUUCACAGCAAAGAGGGAGAGGAAGAGGAAGACAGAACAGCAAUCAACAAGGAAGCUAUGGCUCCGCAGGGAACUGUUGGGGAUGGAACCAACCUGGGCAUAGGAAGAUAGACUGUCCUAUCAACCCAUGGCCACAGAACAUACCACCAACAGGCCAAAGACAACAGUCAUGGCAGCAAAACCCUCAGAAUCACAUGCCAGGACCUGUCAACCCAUGGCGUGGCCCAGACCAGGGCUACUAGGGAUGCCCAGAGAAUCCUACGGGGAGGAAUCAGCUACCAAUGAUAUCUUCUGAUGCUGAUCAAGAACCUAUGCUGCAGGUUAAGAUAGAGGACAAGAUAACACCUAUGCUAACUGAUACUGGGGCGACUUUUUCCUGUUUAAGCCCAAAUUAUGCCUCUCACCUCCCCAAGUCUGGAAAAUAUGUAAAGACAGUAGGAUUCUCGGGACAAACGCAGCUAAUUCCAAUGACGGCACCAGUCAAGAUGAAAAUCAAAGACACUGAAAUAAGAAUCCCAGUUUUAGUAUCAGAACAAACACCAGUCAAUCUUUUAGGAAGAGAUGCAAUAUGCAAGCUAAAACUGCAAAUAUGGUGUUCUCCUGAGGGAAUAUACAUAGACAAUGAAGGGAUCUGACAAAUGACUGUAGUAGGAGGGCAUGACACACAAGAACCAAAAGCAAACAUAUAUUGGUUGGGAAAUUUGGAACAGGAAGUGGUUAAAACCAUUAAUAAAUGGGGAAGUUAUAUAAGGGAACAGCUUAGGAACCCAAAAAUGCCAGACACUGAAUUUCAUUGUACAAUGAUAUAUGAUCCAUUUAGGGAUCCCAAAUUGGAAGAGAAAUGGCUAGGAGAGACAGUGAACAAAGAAAUACCCCUGACUUCAGAACAUUUAAUAAUAGGGCCUAUGGGAGCAGCAUUACAAAUCCAAGAAUGCAGCUUCAUUAAGAAUUGGUUUAAAGUAGAAAAAUCAACCCCACAUGUUACUAUAUAUAUGAAUGAAGGGUGUCGACCAGAAGAUUUGGGACCAAUGAUGCUACAUGCAAAAGGGAGAAAAUGGGAAGCUACAGAGAAUCCUUUUAUUUCCCAAACAUCAGAUAUGAUGUAUCUCAAAAUUCUGUGUCCUACUAAAAUGAUAGGCAUUCCAAAAAUAAUAGUUAAAACCACAGAAAAGAAAAAGAAAUUAAAUUCUAAAUUGGAUGAUUUAAUGAUAGAAAUGGAACAAAAAGUACCACAAGAAUUGUGGUCUAAACAUGACACCGAUGUGGGUUUGGUGAAAUCUGCAAAUCCAGUAAGGAUCAGGAUUAAACCAGGAGUUAAUUUACCUAGAAAACAACAAUACCCACUGAAACCAGAAGCCGUAGAGGG